This is a messenger RNA of Podarcis lilfordi (Lilford's wall lizard), 37366 nucleotides long. The record is from the annotation of a GenBank genome assembly. Lineage: Eukaryota; Metazoa; Chordata; Lepidosauria; Squamata; Lacertidae.
AUGAUUAAAGUGAAACAUGAUCAGGAAUCUAUAAGGCAGACCGGAAGCGGGUCUGCAUGUGCCCCGGGCGGACUCUGCCAAGGCCGCGACGAGGGGAGUCGGGAACACCCUGGGGCCGCUGUGGGGAAGGGCCUCCCCCCAUGCAAAGUGGGAGGCGCAGCGCAGCUCCUCUCGCGGCCACGCGCAGCCCUGCAGGGCAGCCCGCUGCGGGGAACCUCACGCGGCGGCGGCGGCGGCGGCCCGCGGACCCCUCGAGGGCGGCGGCCUCGCGGCGCCUCUUCCGCCGCCAGAAUCCCCUCCCCGGGAGACUCGCCCACAGGCGACCGCGCGCGUCUCGACGGGCCAGAGGCGCCCCGCCCUCUCUUCCGCCUCCCGCCAACCACUUCCGGGUGGAGCUUCACUCCGGGCAGAAGCACUUCCGGGGCCUGGGAGGCGCGGCGGGGGGGCUGGCGCGCGGGAGGCGUUUCUGUUGAGGCCACAUCCGGGCGGAGCUUCCGGGUCCCUUUGUCCCUGGCGUCGCCGCCGCCGCCGCCGCCGGGCUCCUUUCUUCUUCCCCGCGCCGCCUCAGGUGGGCGCCUCCCCGCCCCGCCCGCCCGCCCGCCCGCCCGGCCGAGAGGGGAGAGGCGGAGAAGCCCGGGCGCGCCCUUCGCCGAGGCCCCUGGGGAGGGGGCGCGAGGACCCCGCCGGCCAGGCCGCCGCGGCUGGAAGCUCUUUCUCCAAAAGUUUCAGCGCCUCCGCCCCCCCCGCCCCCCCUUCCUUCCCUGGCCUGUCCGGGUUUUGUUCUCUCUCCUGCUUAGCUCCGCCUGUUUCUUCUUCUUCUAGCCGAAGAUGAGCUGCUUUGCUGCUGAAUAGGAAUCUGGGCGCCACCGCAGGGACCCGGGUCUGGGGGAGAGAGAGCCGCAGUGUCCCCCUUGCUGUGGAAGCCUGGCAGGGUGAGUCGCGGAGCAGCUGCAGAUCUGGGGGGAAGUUGUGGCCGAGCACCGCUGGCUUGUCGGUGUGGUUCUGACAGCUGAAAGGGUUCGACUCUUUCCCCGCAUCCAUUGCGCGGUUUGCAUGUGGGAUCUCUGUAACUCUUGUGUCUCUCUCAUUACAUUAGAAAAGAACCCUUCAGAAUGGCACAGUUCAAGCGUCAGAAGCAGCUGAGAGCCAGCAAUCUUCAGGGAGCCAGGACCUUCUCAGGUUAGUCAGAUAAGGAUGUUGUAAAGUUUGCCUCUGAUCUAUCCAUGCAGUUGUUUAGGCCAUGCUGGAUGGGUGGUAUCUCUGCUGCUUCUUUAAACCCUUCUUCAUGAGGGAUAUGUGAUGGGUUUGUUUUUUAAAUUCUUUAGAGGGAAAGAGAUUUCUGCUUUACUGGUUUUUGUUAAUGCUCUGUGCUCUGUGUGUGUAUUUGAUAGAAAAUCUGCAUACAAAAAUAUGAGCAUUACUUUUGUCCAGUUCUUAGCUAAGGGUGCUUUAGUCCCAUCCUUGUAACCACACUUUGUUUACUCUAAUCUUUUGAAUCUUAAUGGGAAUAGUAAGGAGCUAAUCUCAUGGUUGUAAUGAAAUGAAUGCAUUAAUUAUUUUUGCUAAGUGCCAUCUAUCUAAUGAAUGAAAUUGUACAUAAAUGCACUUCUAUCUGACCAUUCAGUGAUUUUCUAGUGUUUAAAAUUAUUUGCUCCUUUUCACUAGGAACCCAACCAGCCUCUUUAUUGGGACCUGCACCUGGCCUCUUAAAUCCUCCUAUCUCAGCAGAGAUUAUUCAGGCGGCACGCCAUCUUCAGGUCUGUGGGAGAUGAUUGGUUUUUUCUUGUAGAUGUCAGUGAGAUUCUGGUGUUUUUUCGUUUCCCCGAGAAGACAGUUAAGGGAUUCUACUUCCACUGGAGAGCUCUAUGAACAAGUUUCAAGGCAGUUCUAGUCAACUCCCUGGGCAUGUGCCAGCAGCUAUGUAUUCCAGAGGCAGCAAGUGGUUUAUGAUGUGUCUCGGAUGGAAUCUCAGCCAGAGGUCAGGUGAAGACGGUCUGUGUGGCUCUCCUGAUGUCUUUGGCACCUGGCUUCAAACUCUUUGCAUUUAAAGAAACCAGAGCUGCAUGCUCUGUGCCAGUUUGGCUCAAAGCCAUUGGAGGAGGGGUUGGAAAUAUGUAUUUCAGAUCCUUGGAGAUAGCAAGUGUGCGUUAGGGUUUACACACUGCCGCCUUCCUUCAAACCAUCAAAUUUGGCUUAAGGUCAUGUAAGUGGUCAUAACUCUGAUUGCAACAGUGAAGCUCUUCACGUUGAGUGGGAAGGCUAGAAAUUUGGGGGGGAAAUAAAGAAAAUGUUAAGCCAUGCUGUUUAAGAACUCAUAUGAAAUACUGCGCAGUGUCAAUGGGUCAGAAAAACAGUAGCCUUGACGAGGAUCUGCCUGACACAGAGUUUCAAAUUCACUUGUAGUCGUAACUGAUCUAGGAUAAUUAGUAUCUCCCAUUUCCUUCUCAAUUGUUUCAGGACUAAGUAUAUAUUGUAGAUGGUUACAGAACUGUAGAUGAGAGCCAUCUCUAUGGUAUUCUUAAAUUAGUCCCCCUGCCACAGUGUCAUAGAUCAGUCUGUUCAUCCUAGUUUACAGUUUGCCUUUGCUGGAGCAUAGGUACACUGCAUAUCUGUGUCUACCUUGUGACUAUCACUGCAGACUCUUAUUUUUAUUUACGUAUGUUGCAGCCACAGCAAAGGUGGCAUUUUUACAUCUCUGCCGUAUUAAGCAGUUGGUCCCUUUCCUUUCUUGCCCUGAUCUGGCCACAGUGAUCCAUGCAAUGGUCACCUCCAGGCUUGAUUAUUGUAACUCGCUCUAUGCAGGGCUGCCCUUGAAGCUGACCCAGAAACUCCAGCAGGUGCAGAAUGCCACUGCGAGGCUCCUUACGGGGUCCUUGCCACGGGAUCACAUUCAUCCAGUCCUUUACCAACUGCACUGGCUCCUGGUGGAGUACAGAGUCAGGUUUAAGGUGCUGGUUUUGACCUUUAAAGCCCUAUGCGGCCUAGGACCCACGUACCUAGGGGACCGCCUCUCCUGGUAUGCCCUGUGGAGGACCUUAAGGUCCACAGAUGACAACAUUUUGGAGGUCCCAAGUCGCAAGGUGGUUAGAUUGGUCUUAACUAGGGCCAGGGCCUUUUCAGUACUGGCCCCGACUUGGUGGAACGCUCUGUCACAAGAGACUAGGGCCCUGCGGGACUUGAUAUCUUUCCGCAGGGCCUGCAAGACAGAGCUGUUCUGCCUGGCCUUUGGUUUGGACUCAGUCUGACCCUUAUGAUUCCCUCUCUUAAUGGUUUUGAUCUAUGGGCUACUUUUAAAAUGAGGCUGCAUUUUAAAUUGCAUUUUAACCUGUAUUUUAAAUUGGUCCCCAUCCCCAUUACGUUUUUACUGUAAUUUUUCUGGUGUUAGCUGCCCUGAGCCCAGCUCUGGCCGGGGAGGGCGGGGUAUAAAUAAAUAAAUAAAUAAAUAAUAAUAAUAAUUAUUAUUUCCUGUCUUUUGAUGAAAAGGUAUUCAAGACAGCUUCCAGCAGGUGACACAAUAAAAAAGCCACAUUUAAACUAUGUGGCCUUUGGUUCUAACCAAUGGAAUUUGCUCCCCUUUAGUACCCAGGGCAACUAGUUGCUGGAGCACAGUAUUCUUUCCAGCAGAGAGUUAGUGGGGAGCAAGCUCUGUACAGCUUUUCCUCUGGCUGGGGGUGGUCUUCUAUUUAUUUUUGUGUUCUUCCUUAGAAGCAGGGCAAGCAACCUCCGAGAGCCUGUUGGGUCCUGUGGCUGAUGCAUGGAGCCCAAGAGUGCUUCCUUGCAGAGCAACAGGCAUUUAGUUGAGCAGUUGAAUAACUCAGUAUAGAGCAGAUGUGGGGAACCUUUGGCCCUCCUGUUGUUGCAGAGCUACAACUACAUGAGGUCCAUCAUACAUGGCCAAUGAUGAUGGCAGAUGUAGUUCAGCAACAUCUGGAGAGCCAGAAAUUUCCCAUACCUGCUAUUGAGGAAGGCAGUAUUCUUCUAAGUCACAGUUGGUGUGUGUUUGUAGUAACUACUUUGAUGAAGUAGGGUAGAAUAGAAAUUUAUGAUGAGGGCCUUUCUGUGAUUCCCCGGUUUCCUGAGGUUUUCUUUAAAUGUUAGUGGGCCUGGUAACCUCUUGUUUCGUGGCUCUCAUGAUCACAUGCAUUUUGCCCUAUGAAGUAAGUAAUCUGUUUUACAGGUGUAUAUCCUAUUUGCCCAGUUUCUGCCUGAGCGCCCAAGUCGAUAGUGCUUUCCUUUCUCUAGUACAGGCAUACUGAUCCUGAGUUCCAGGCUCUACCGCAUGUAGGGCCUGCUGUUGUCUGAAGAAGCUCAUAUUACAGAAUAGUUUUUCAGGGUUCAGUUGGAUUAGGAUGGAACAUAAUUGUUCAGUUUGAAAGAAUGUUGGUUACUGCUUGACAUCAAUAGUGAUAUUGAAUCCAGUGUUAAAGGAUUUAGAAAUCAAUAAAUGGCAAAUUCCUCCUUUGGCAGAUGAAAGAGCUUGAGAGUAGCCCGGACUUGAUAUGGCCUCAGUAUUAAGAAAUAUUGUGAACUGUCUAGAACUCCAGUGACUGACACAGAGAGUGAAUUAGACGGCUUGUGAAUAGGUCGCACCUGCAGUCUGUUAUGAUUGUACCUGUUGACUGAGCCUGGGGAUUGGGUAUGCAGAUGACCAGAUUUGUGACACUGGUGAUUAGUGUGUAACCUUUCAUUAUGUCAUUAUAGUGAUUUCCCUGGGCCUUUGCUUUUCAGGGGGGAGAGAAACAACGAGUUUUUACUGGAAUAGUCACCAGCCUCCACGAUUACUUUGGAGUGGUGGAUGAUGAAGUUUUCUUUCAAUUAAGGUGAGUAGAGAGCCAUUAGGAUGGCAGCAGAGACAAGAGGACAGCAAGUGGCUACUAAUAGCAUUCUCCCCUUGCCAUCCAGCAGACUUGUGCUUCCUUCUAUCUUCUUGAAUUGCCCCAAAGCCUGAUCUAUACUUGGGAAGAAUGAGGAAGCCUGACCUAGUAUAGCCCUUUCUGCUACUUGAGAUUGCAGCUGGAAGAUGCUAUUUAAAUCCCCCACCCCAUUUUUCCAUUUUACAAUAUUCAACAAUAAAGAAGCAUUCAAUAAUAAAUAUAUAUUCAACAAUAAAUCACACACAAAUCCAGUAAUGUUUUCGUCGACUUCCAUCCCUCCUCUUCUAUGGUUUCUUAUUUUUCUUUCAAAUUCUUACUUCAUAUUUUAAUUUGUCCUUUUUACUCAUUUAUCCUUUUUAAUUCCCUUAGAAUCCUCGUGUUUAUAUCAAUCCUGCUAAUGUUUUUAAUUGUUUACAGUUUUCAUAUAUUCAAUAAAUUUCCUCCAUUCUGCUACAAAGAGUUUAUCAUCUCUUAAUCUUCUGGUAAGUUUCGCCAUCUCUGCGUAUUCCAUCAACUUUAAUUGCCAAUCGUCUCUUUUGCAGGUCUCAAAGUGGUUCACAGGAUAAAAUCAGAAUUUAAAGCUACUAAAUACAUAAUCAAAAUAAAAACAAAAACAACCCAAUAAACACCCCAACACAUUUUAAGUAAUAAAAAUAAAUUUCAUAAUAAAAAUGAACUUGACAAAAGAAAACAUAAAAAUGAUUUAAAACCAAAAUUUUUUAAAGCAGUUGAAAAUACUUAAAAUUCUCUUCUAGCAACAUAUCAAAAAGGACUAAGUCCUACCCACCUCACCAUAAGAUGAGCAUAAUCAUAGGAGGCAACAUUAAUUAACCAGAGUCUAGGUAAACAGAAAGGUCUUAGCUUGGCACCUAGAAACUGACAAAGAUGGUGUCAGGUGAGUUUCCCUGGAAAGGAGCAUUUCAUAGAUGGGGGGGGGCACCGCUGAAAAGGCCUGUUCUCGUAUGGCCACCCUCCAUACCCCCCUUGGGUGGGGCACACACAAAAAAGGCCUCUGAUGAAGACCACCGGGUUCCAGGCUUAUUCGUAUGUAGAGAGGUAUUUCUUGUGGUAUUGCAAUCCUGAGGCAGCACUUUGAAUUGUGGAGAAACAAUUCCAGCCAGUUAUUGCUGUUCUAGCUUAAUACUUGCAGAUAUUUUUUUCUUUAUGCAACAGAUAACGAAAAAUCUGAUUUCCUCACAUGCAGUCUUUAGUGGAGGAAGCAGAGCUCAGUGGUGGAGCAUAUGGUUUGCCUUCAGAAGGUGCCAGGUUCAAUUCCUGAUACAGUGGUGCCCCGCAAGACGAAUGCCUCGCAAGACGAAAAGCUCGCUAGACGAAAGAGUUUUCCGUUUUUUGAGUCGUUCCGCAAGACGAAUUUCCCUAUGGGCUUGCUUCGCAAGACGAAACGUCUUGCGAGUUCUUGCGAGUUUGUUUCCUUUUUCUUAAAGCCGCUAAGCCGUUAAUAGCCGCUAAGCCAUUAAUAGCCGCCAAGCCGCUAAUAGCCGUGCUUCGCAAGAUGAAAAAACCGCAAGACGAAGAGACUCGCGGAACGGAUUAAUUUCGUCUUGCGAGGCACCACUGUAUAUCCAUUUUUUAAAAAAAGAAUUGGACUGCAGGUGGUGGUAAAUAUCUGUCUGGGAUCCUGGAGAGCGGCUGCAUGUUAGAGUUGACAAUACUUUGCUAAAUGCAUAAUUAGCCGGACCCUGAUAUAAGGCAACUUUGUAUGUUUCCUGUGAAGUACAGUCAGAAAACGUAGACUCCUGACUCUGCUGUCUGCACAGGACAGGACAGGGCCUGGCUGGGGAAGCUGGACUUGACCUUCAGUUAUGAGCUUUGGAGGUGCCCAUUAGAAACUCAGCACCAGCAGAAAUAAGACAUGUGUUUUCAUCUCUUCUGUUUUGUUUCAGUGUUGUCAAAGGUCGGAUCCCACAGAUUGGCGAAAAGGUGCUGGUGAAAGCUGUCUACAACCCCAGCCAGUCAGUGCCCUGGAAUGCCUUGAAGGUCCAGACAUUGUCAAAUCAGGUACCUCAGUGUUUCAUUCUCCAAGUGUGUAGGGGGAUUCUUUUUUGUCGUAAAUAGAGUUUGAGUUACUUUGCUUGUGUUCCCUUUGAUCUCAUGUACGGAGAUGAGUUACCUUUCUUCUACUAAGGUGGCACACUUUAUUCAGUGCUAAUUCAUAUCGUACAAUGAAGCAAUGAAAGAUUCACAACUAACAUGAAAAGUGGGUCUUUCACCAGAGACAUUAGAAAAGCCCAGAUAGCUUCUGAAUCUUGAAUGGAAUUGCAAGUCAGAACUAAGAGACCUUCACACAGAGCCAAAGAAGUGAUAUUAUUAUUAUUAUUAUUAUUAUUAUUGAUAAUUUUGUUAUUUAUAUGCCAUCCAUCUGAUUGGUUUGUCCCAGCCAUGCUGGGUACCUUCCAGCAAACUAUAAUAACACAAUAAAACACCAAACAUAAAAAAAUUCCCUGUACAGGGCUGCCUUUAGAUGUUUUCUAAAAAUCAUAUAGUAGUUUAUCUGUUUGACAUUUGAUGGGAGGGUGUUGCACAGGGUGGGCACCACUACCAAGAAGGCCCUCUGCCUGUUUCGCUGUAUCUUCGCUUCUCGUAGGGAGGGAACUGCCAGAAGGCCCUUGGCGCUGGACCUCAGUGUCUGGGUAGAAUGAUGGGGCGGGGGGGGGGAGAUGCUCUUUCAGGUAUACUGGGUUGAGACCAUUUAGGGCUUUAAAGGUCAGCACCAACACUUUGAAUUGUGCUCGGAAAUGUACUGGGAGCCAAUGUAGGUCUUCCAAGACUGGUGUUAUGUGGUCUUGGUGGCAGCUCCCAGUCACCAGUCUAGCUGCAACAUACUGGAUUAGUUGUAGUUUCCAGGUCACCUUCAAAGGUAGCCCCAUGGAGAACGCAUUGCAGUCCAAGCGGGAGAUAACUAGAACAUGCACCACUCUGGCGAGACAGUCCGUGGGCAGGUAGGGUCACUUCCUGCUUACCAGAUGGAGCUGGUAGACAGCUGCCCUGGACACAGAAUUGACCUGCACCUCCAUGGACAGCUGUGAGUCCAAAAUGACUCCCAGGCUCUGCACCUGGUCCUUCAGGGACUCAGUUACCACAUUCAGGACCAGGGAGUCCCCCACACCCACUCGCCUCCUGUCCCCAAAAACAGUACUUUUGUCUUGUCAGGAUUCAACCUCAAUCCGCUAGAUUUACAGUGUGAAACCAAAUAAACAUCUCAACCAUCAACGUAAAAAAGGAAACUAUAAAAUACCGUAUUUUUUGUUCCAUAAGUCACACUUUUUUCCUCCUAAAAGGUAAGGGGAAAUGUGAGUGCGUCUUAUGGAGCGAAUGGCGCUGCACAGAGAGGGAGAGCUGCGCAACACCCGUUCAGCGAAGCGGGAGGAGGAACAGAAGGAGACCCUUCUGUUCCUCCUCCGUCUUCUCUGAAGGGGCGCUGCGCAGCUCUCCCUCUCUGUGCAGCGCCUCUCCUGCAAAGGAGAGAUGCUGCGCAGAGAGGGAGAGCUGUGUAGCGCCCCUUCAGCGACGCGCCUGUCCUGCGAAGCUUCGCUUAAAGGGGCGCCUGUCCUGGAAGCCAGAGGAGGAAUGGAAGGGAAUCCUUCUGUUCCUCCUCCCGCUUCGCAGCGACGCUCCUGUCCUGGAAGCCGGAGGAGGAACAGAAGGGUCUCCUGUUCCUUCUCCAGCUUCGCUUGAAGGGGCGCUGCGCAGUUCUCCCUCUCUGUGCAGCGCCUCUCCUGUGAAGGAGAGACGCUGCGCAGAGAGGGAGAACUGCGCAGCGCCCCUUCAGCAACGCGCCUGUUCUGGCUUCUCCCUCUUCAGGCAGGGGGAGCCUUCAUCCCACUGCCCUGAAGAGGCUUGGCGCGGUUAUCCCAGAAGCCAGAACAGCCACACGGUAUCCCAGAAACCAGAUCUCUCUUGAUGUUCUGGCUUCUGGGAUUCAGAAUACUUUUUUCUUGUUUUCCUCCUCCCAAAACUAGGUGCACCUUAUGGAGAGAAAAAUACGGUAAAUGUAACAUGUUUGCAGUGGCUUCUAGAGGAUCCAGAUUUCAAACCAGCCAGUUUUCAGUUUCUAUAUAGUGACUCUGCCCUGGCCAUUCUCUUCAGAAAUCUGUGUUGCUUGUGCUGGAUUCCUUUUUGCAUUGCAAACCAAAGUUAUGGGAGUUAUCAGUGUCCUUUCUUGCCUUGUCUUAUGCCAUUGGAAAGCAGCUUUAUCCCAUACAGCUAGAUUGGAAUUCUUUAUUUAUACAGAAAUAAUCCCAAGCUUUCUAUAAUUAAUAGUUCCUUUCUACAUUGCAAAAAAGUGGGAUGAAAUGUAAAAACUGUGACAAGCCAAACAUGGAAAAUGGGAAACACUGGAUAUUAUCUGGCAUUGAUUGGCAUUGUAGAGACACUGGCCCUACAUGGGUGGCAGAGCAUGCUUUUGGCGUUGGGGGUGUGAUAUACUGUAUCACCAUCUGCAAGAGAUUACAAAGUGCAUAUUGGUAACCUUUUGGAGUCAUUUUAACAACCUAAAAUCUGAUGUUCCUAAAGUAGCUAACAUCAGGUGCUAGCAAAUGAAUAAUAGAUUGGCCUGAAGCUGUUAAGCAUAGAAUCUUUGAAAGUCUCUCAGUUUCUCGUAGUGUCUUGCUCCCUAGCGAGUGCCAACAGGGUUGUAGCCAAAACGGGGCCAUGAAGAAGCAAAAGAGGCAGUGGCGUAUCUGCAGAAGUACAAAAAGCUUUAGGUGGGAAAAAGCCCAACGACCCUAAAACAACUCAGUGAAGACUGAUCAUACUCUUUAGGUGCACAAUUCUGCGUGUUGUAGUGGGGAUUUAGAUUGGUGGGUGGUGAGAGGAAUGGUGUAUCUUGGAAGAUAAAAUCUUGUUUUGAGCCCCUCUUGCCAAAGACUGAUAAAUACUAAAUUAGCAAGAGAAUGGGUACAUUAAUAGUGACUGUUGUUCCUUUCAUUACUACUUCAAAUUUUGGGGCACUCUAGAUUUGGAAAAGCAUCGUUGAUUAUCCAUUCCAGGCACUUUGCAUUCUGGAAUGAUAGAUGUGAGAUAUUAAUAUGAAGUCCAUAGUGCAGCUUUUCUGUUGCUGAUGAUGUAUAUGCCAUGCAGAAGAAAAUGGUGUGCAUGUAUGUUUCUGGUUUAUUUCUUGGCCGGGCUAUCUGGUAUUCUGUGGUGCUUUUCUGGCAUAGGCACAUUCCACUUUUGUGUCUCUGCAUUGCCAAUACUGUUGACAUUGUGGAGAAAUGGGGAGUUCACUCCUGAUUCUUCGCAAUGAGGUCUGCAUUCUUAAAUAUGGGAACUAGUAGGGUAAGAAGGGUUGUAUUUCUGGUUCAUAGCCUCUGCUUGUACCACAGCCUCUUCUGAAGCCCCCCACCCCUCUGCUCCAUGUGGCUUCUUUGGGGCAGAAGCAAGGCAUCCUGGGAGCCCAGCCACAGCUGCUGUUUCAGCCUCACCGUAUCCCACCUCUCUUUCCCCAGAAGCGUAAGUGUUGCUGCAUCUUGUGUUUGCUGGUGGAGAAAUGGAAUGGUUAGACAUACUAAGCAUUGCAAAUAUACAAUUUGGGGUGGUAUGUCUGGUGAUGGAAUUUGAGACAGAUCUCUUUUGGAAACCAUGGAAAAAACUGAGGCAAGAUCCUCUUUUAGGAUGGUAGCAUGGAGCCCAAGUCUUCAAUAAGCCCUCUUUACUGGGCCAUGGGAAAAGACUAUAAUUUAUUUGAUAAGGGAUGGGUGGAUAGGACCUGUGUUGCAGCUCUGUGAAGGAUCUCUAGGGUGGUAUAUAUGUGACCAAGGUGGGGAGCUAGAUUUUCAGCCUGAGAUGGAAUUAGUGUGUGAAUUGGAACCAGCUGAUGAUAACAAUUUUGAGUGAAUGGGGGGGGGCAGCACAGGGAGGCCAAUGAAUAGUCCAAAAGGCAGAAAUAAGACUGUAUGUCUUUCUUCCUCAGCAAUGAGCCUUUUCCAGACAUCUCCAUCGCUGCACUUGAGCCAUCUUGGCAGAUAUACUGGCCGGGGUCCAAAGGGCAGGCAAGACUCAGGCAGAUGGUAAGGACUGUAGGUGUCCUCUGUGCUGGCACAAAGUCCCUUUCUGUUCCUCCUCCUUUUUGGAUUGCAAAUAGUGCAGGCUUCCAAAGAGAGUUAUCCUGAAGAGCCCUUGACACAUAUGCUUGUUUUUUCCACAACUGGAAGGUUUGCACCUGUUCUCUGUGCACCCCCCCCCCACAUUGAGAUUUAGUAUUUUCCUUGUGCUCACACUGCCUCUUUCUAUUCAGCAAAAAAAUUCAUAUCUAGGAAACCUGCUUCAUACCAGGUCAGACUGUUUGUCCCCUUAGCCUAGUCUUGUCUGCUAGUAUUGAUUACGGUGGCUCCCCAGGGUCUCAGGCAGGGGGAAGUCCCGUCCCCCCCAGUAACUGCUACUCAAUCCUUUUUAACUGGAGAUGACGGGGGUGGACCCUGGCUCCAGGCUUUUCCCUUUCAGUCUCGUGCUGCUGCUUUUAGUUUCAGUUGUGCUUGUAGUAUUACAGGGUGGCAGCUGCAAAAUUCUCUCAGCCUUUCUCCUGCCCCUCAAGGAUUCUUGUGCCACAGUUAGCCAUGAUGGCUAAAUAGAAUGGUUCAGGGGUGGUAUGCCAAUGGAUACGUGAUACUGGUGGGCAAGGGUGGGGAGGCCUGUCAAUGCCUUUGUGUGCCAAUUGUGGGCUUCCUGGAAGAAUUUUGCUGACUGCUUUCAGAAACAGAGUGCUAGAUAACAUAUACACUCCUUUAUGGUCUUCUGUGAUAUUUGUUGGGGUUGUCAUAGGUCAGUGGCUAAGCAGAAUCAAUCCUGGCCGCACAUUGCAUGGGAGAGUUGAUUGAUGCAGUGAAUCUUAGAGCAGAAGGCCCUGACAUCUUUGGAUAAAACACAUGGUUAUAAAUCUGAGUGACUGCAGUAAUUACAGGUUCCACACAAUUUCUUCCAGGGUAGGGAUAUACAUUUGUCAGACCAUAAUUUUGGUAAUCAGGCUGGGUGUCUCGUGCCCCCUCUCUUUCCUAAGCUUAGGGCCUUUGCAGGGCUGUGUAUUGCUAAGAACUGAAGCUUGGAGGAUCUGGCAUCUCAUGGCUAUUGCUGUCUUAGCUGCUGUGCUGCCAUGUUUUUAGGGACGACUUUGACGCCAAGAAACGGAAGCAGAAAGGUAACGAGCCAUGGGGAGUGAAAAAACCACGGCACGAACCACCCCAGUACCGAGUCCAGUUGGCCUGCUAUGCUGUGAACAGGUAAGGCCAGGAGACCAAGGGGCCCCUUUUGGGGAGGGGAUUGCUGAAUGAACCCUCACGUGUCAGGAAUAGGAGCUUUUCAUGCUCAACAACUAACUGCCUUGGCAGAAAGGAAGUAUAUAAAUGUCACCGUCUUCAUUAUUCUCAACCUUUAGCUGAUGUUGCUUGGGAAUUAGAAACUCACAAAUCAGUAUAGUUAAAAUCAAUGCAGUUUUGGAAGGUUCAUUCCACCAUCUUGUAUCCAAACAUGCACAAAACCUGCUCCUUAAUCUUGAGAACUAUAAUUCAAACUACACUCUUUUGGGGGUUGGCGUUGGCAUCUGUCUGUUUUCUCCAGCCCCUUCUGCGAUGCCAUGGAAAUCUUGAGGCGUUACUGCAGUAUCCAGCUGCCCAAGGAGUUCUAUGAUGUGCGCCUCAGCUGGUUGGACACCUUUCCACUCACUCAGCCACUGACUCUCCGGCACCCCAGCCGCAUCCAGGUAGCCAGUACUGCUGAAGAGGCGCCUCAGGGUGAUGAAGGCACAAUGCAGGAUGCUCAGCCAGAAGAUGCCAACUCUGCAUACAGUGCCAAGGUGAAGGAUUUGGUGGUUGUUCUGUUAACGCAAACCAAAUGGGGGCUGGACCAAGAACUGGCAGAUGUAGUGGGUGAAAACCAGGUGCUGCAAAUAGUUUUAAUGUUUGAGUCAGGCUGAACUUCAAGCUUAUUUGCGCACCUGUUGAGCUUCACCUUCUCUGUCACUAAUGCUUCAUCCCAUCAUACCUGUGAGAGUCCAUACUAGGGCGUCAAACUACUUUCCCCUUGCAGACUCAGCUAAAGCCCAGUGUUGCUUUGACCAUGCUAUCCAUGCUGAGUACAGCACUACAGUACAGUACAGAUUCAGCUGAGGCUGACUAGGUGUCCUGGGAUUAACUGAUUCUUUUUGCCCAUACAUGGCUGGUGCCCAACAUAAAGGGAAUACAGUGGAUGCUCAGGUUGCGAAUGUGAUCCGUGCGGGAGGCACGUUUGCAACCCAAAGUGUUUGCAACCUGCAGCGCCGCAUCUGCGCACGUGCAGGUUGCGAUUCGGUGAUUCUGCGCAUGCGCAAAGCGUGAUUUAGUGCUUCUGCACAUGUGUGAGUGCCGAAACCGGGAAGUAACCCGUUCUGGUACUUCCGGGUUCGGCGUGGUGCGCAACCCAAAAACGCACAACCUGAAGUGUCUGUAACCCGAGGUAUGACUGCACUGGGAACUGCUUGGCAUUCCUGGGGUUCCCACACAUUCACCUUCAACUAACAGAACUUGCAUAUGCACCUGUCUCUUGGUGUUUUAAAGAAGAAAAAUGAGAGAGGUGGUAAAGACGAUGACUUCUUUGUUGUACAUCAAAUUCUGCCUACGUAUGUUUGUUGAAGAUAACAGACAUAUGGAAACCAUAAGCUUUGGUGCCACUUCCUUCACCUUCCCUUUAGCUAGUAGCCUCUUCUUCAGAUUCUGCGUACGGCUCUGUGGCAUUGUCGGAUUUGGAGAAAGAUCUGGGCCCUUCUCGGUGUUUUAUAUAUCUAAGACAUUUAUAUCCAGUUUUUCCAUUAAAAUGUUCGACGUGGCUUACAGUUGUUUUUUUUUAUUAAAAAGGUCAUAAAAAAAAUACAAGGCAGCAGCAGUUAAAAACAGUAUCUAUGAAUUAAAAACUAUAAAAAUAUGUAAGAGCAGUUUACCCGUUGCAUAACAUUUUGCUAACCCCUUUUCAGGAUCAACCAUGCAAUAGCCUGUCUGCAAUAGGGGGUGGGAGUGAGGCGAGGUCACUCUAGUACCUAUGAAGCUGUAUUAUACCAAGUCAGACCAUCCUCUCCAGAGAGCCACUCUGAUGUGAUGGUAGCUGUCUAGAACCCUGGACAGAGGUAUUUCCCUUUUUGAGAUACCAGGGAUUGAACCUUCAGCUUUCUACAUGAAAUGCUUCUUCCUUUCUGCUAAGAUAUUGGUCCCUCCCCAAUGUAGGUUUUGCUGCUUUCUUCUCCGGGCAUUGAAGAAUUUUACCGCAAUUGUUUGCUAUAUAUUGAAGAUCCCAGUGACCAGAGGGAGAGUCCUGAGCACCCAACUAAGCAAAUUAAGGUGAGAAUCUUCUGGUUCAAGAGAGGGCGGCCUAGAGGGAUGCCAGACUUUACUCUUAGCCUUGUGCAAGAACUAGGGAGGGUGAAGCUACUCAGAUAACUGGGAAGAAUAUCCAUGAAAAAAAUUUGAGAAGCAGGGUCAGGUGGGAGACUGAAGAGUGAUUCAGGGAAAAUGCAUUGAUGAAUAUAUUCUCUAGUGCCCUGACCUAUGGUUUAAAACAAUAAAUUUGAAUAGAUUACAAAUGUAUGGGCAGAAUAUUGUGAUUUCUUUUCCUAUGUGGGAGUGAACUUCUGUUCCACUGAGAUCUGGAACGACUUUCUUCUCCUGUGAAAGGGCUUUUAUUCCCACCUUUUCCUCUGUGGUACCAGGAAUACCAUAUCUAGAGACUAAAGAUUUUAGAUGAUGUAGGUAUUGCUUUUGAGAGUAUACAUUUGGGGUCAACAACAAGCUUACCCCCACCUACAAACUACUGUGGGAUGUUGGCUGCCUUCUCUAGGAGCAGGUACAGUUGGGCUUCCUUAAGGUCUUCUAGCUAGAUGAUGUACAAAGUGCCUUAGAUCCCUUGCCCCAUUCCCCGCACUCAACCUAGAUGAGGUUCCUUUUCUAUAGCUGGGAGGCUGAUGCUGACAGUAACAUGUUUUCAGCCCUGCUUGUGGUUCCCUGCAUUUUGGAUUGGUCAGGUUGUGGUCUGUAAGAGGCUAUUCUAGCCAUGAAGCAUUAGGUUAGACUUGAUGCCUUUUGGUCUCUUCCAGUUUUCAGUGGGUAAGGAGCCAUGCUGAUUAGUCAGGUGUGGUUGGGGGCUGGGGUAGCAGGAGUUGGGGGUAAUCAAGGCAUCUCCCUGAGCUCAGUCACCCUCCAAGAUCUGGGUAGUAUGUCUCCUUACAGUCUCUCUUUCCUUAGUUCUUGCUGAGAAAGAAAGCAGACGAAGCAGUGCUGAUUGGAGGGGAGUGGUCCCCAUCUCUGGACGGUCCUGACCCAGCUGCAAACCCUAUGGCUCUGAUUCACACAGCCAUUCGUUGCACCAAAGCGCAGAUUGGUUUGGACUUGAGUGCUUGCACUAAGUGGUGAGUCUAAGUGGUGUUGGGACUGGAGACUAUGGGUCUGUUUAGAGCUGGGGUGGGGAACAUUUCAGCCCAGGGGUUGCAUUCCCUUGUGGGCAACUUUUCGGGGGCUGCAUGCCAGUGGUGGGUGGGGCAAUGGCUUUAUUUAUAUCCUACCCUUCGUCUUCCCUUUCUGCAAAAAUGCACAUGUACCUCCCAAUCCAAGGAAACGAGAGGUGUUAUCACAGUUCGGGGCAAAUUCUAGCCAGACCAAAGCACUCAAGGGUGGGGAGCAGGGCUGCUAAGGGGAGUCACCCAGGGAGAGGCCUGAGAGCCACAUUCAGCCUCUGAGCCAGGCCUGAGGUUUCCCCACCCUGGUUUGGAGAGAGAUUCAUGCAAACUAUCAGCCAGCCCUUAUUUAUUUAUAUAUUGCCUUUCCACAUGAUAUGUUCAAGGAAGUUUACAUCAAAACUGAUAAUGUGAAAUCAAUAGAAUCUUGUUACCUGGGAUCCCAGGUGAAUGAUCAUUACAGUGGUUAAAAGGUAAAGGUACCCCUGCCCGUACGGGCCAGUCGUGUCCGACUCUAGGGUUGUGCGCCCAUCUCACUUAAGAGGCCGGGGGCCAGCGCUGUCCGGAGACACUUCUGGGUCACGUGGCCAGCGUGACGAAGCUGCUCUGGCGAGCCAGCACCAGCGCAGCACACGGAAACGCCGUUUACCUUCCCGCUAUAAAGCUGUAACUAUUUAUCUACUUGCACUUAGGGGUGCUUUCGAACUGCUAGGUGGGCAGGAGCUGGGACCGAAAGAUGGGAGCUCACCCCGCCGCGAGGAUUCGAACCGCCGACCAUGUGAUCGGCAAGCCCUAGGCGCUGAGGUUUUACCCACAGCGCCACCCGCGUCCCAUUACAGUGGUACCUCGGUUAAGAACUUGAUUCAUUCUGGAAGUCCGUUCUUAACCUGAAACUGUUCUUAACCUGAGGUACCACUUUAGCAGUGGGGCCUCCCGCUGCCGCCGUACCGAUUUCUGCUCUCAUCCUGAAGCGAAGUUCUUAACCCGAGGUACUUCUGGGUUAGUGGAGUCUGUAACCUGAAGCGUCUGCAACCUGAGGUACCACUGUAGAUCUGAUCAGUUUGAUUGAGUUAAGGGGGAUGUACUUGGUAACCAUAUCUUUGAAUUUCCAGAUAGAUUUUAAUAGUUGUAGGAACACAUGCAGCUGCCUUAUACUGAGUCAGUCCAUUGGUCCAUCUGGCUCAGGAGUGUCCACGCUGACUGGCCGUGGCUCCAGGGUUUCAGGCAGGGAGCCUUCCUCCAGCCCACCUGCAGAUGCCCAAGACUGAAGCUGGGACUUUCUGCAUGCAAAGCAUGGGUUCUUCCCCUGAGCUAUGGCCCUUUCCCGUUUAGGCAGAGUAAAUGCCUGUUUUGCUGUUGGCAUACUAUAUCCUAUAGUUGAAACGGGGCCAAAAAUAAAACACAUUAUAACAUAAAACUUUCUGGGUGUCCCCCCUGCCUUCAGAAGUGAGGUGGGUAGAGACUGGAAAAAGUUCCUUCUUGGUUGUGUUCCCCAGCUGUGGAAACCCCUUUCCAGGGAAUAUCCCCAGUGCCUCUUCUGUCUGUUUGGCACCAUGCAAACCCCUUUUUAUGUUUCCAAGCUUUUCAUCUGUUUUUCUUUCCCCCUUUUAAAUGUUGCUGCUGUGUUGCUUUUAUGGCUUGCGACUUUCAUUUUUUAUUGUUCAUUAUUUAUGUUGAUAUUUUUAGGGUUUUACAUAAGCUGCCUGGGGCACCAUAUGAAUACAGGCUAGGUAUAAAUGCCUAGAAUGAAAAAAAAGUGAAACUACAAGUCAUUGUUAGAAAGGGACUUGUCUGUGAUUUGGAGCAGACGGCCUGUGCAUGCAGCUUCAUGCUCAGGGACUGCAGAAGACUCUGCGAUCAGAAGAAGUAUUGAGCAGAUUAUGGCGGGCGGCAACAAAGGAAGAUGUGCCAGAGCACAGGAUUGUCGUCCCCGGGGCCCGGGGCCCGGGGCCCUUUUUGCUUACCAUCUGCCGCCAUUGCUUCUCCUGUGAUGGGAGACCAGAUUGGUGGGGUGGAGGGUAAAGCUUCUGUUCAUACUGCCAAGCAAUACAAAAGCCCACUAGUCAUAUUAGUCUGUUAGAACAAAUUUUAAAAAAUGGUUAUGUGGCACCUUUGAGGCUGAUUUAACUGUGGCAUCAGCUUUCCUGGACUAGAAGCCUAAUAAUGCAUCCGGUGAGGAGUACUUUUAGUCCAUGAAUAUUGAUACAACACAAAUCUGUUCAUUUUUAAGAUGCUACAGGAUUCGUUCCCUGUUUCUCAUUUUAUCAUUCAGAAGCACAGCAGCAUGUCAUUAUUGCUUGGCUAGCUUGACCACUAGGUGGCUGCCUUUUUAAUGAGAUAAAGCAAGCAAAUCGGUUUUGUUGAGUCUCAGCUUUAUGCAUGUGCUAUGCAAAAUUACGUUGAUUUUAUUCUGGAAAUUUAUUGCUGCAAUGUAAGAGGGCUAUUUUUCAGAAAUGCCUACAGCACUAGUUUCUUUUUUGGCAGAACUGAAAUGGCUAUGGCAGGGGUCGGGAAUCUUUUUUGGCCAGAGGCUAGAUACUGUCCUCAGGGCUAAACGCAAAGGAACUCUUUGCCAGCAGCAAGCAGCAGCUUAGUGCUGGACAGCAAACGCUGUUUUUUCCAUUUGUAACUUAACAUUUUCCCUUUGCAGUCCCACAAACCUGUUGCUUCUUCAGAAGAUAAAUGCCUACAGGUGUGGUUUGAAUUCAAACCAAGCUGCAGAUAGACAAUUUCAAAAGGGCUUGUCAGUUACUCCCGCUUUUCAAGAAACCAUCAGCAGCAUGCUUUAAGCUCCUCAUUGCUCCUUUGCAGCCAUGUCUUUACCUGCCUGUGGGGCAGGUGGUCGUGAUUUGGAGAAAAUUGCUUUAAGGGCCAGUCUAGAAACUCUUCCAGGCCUAAUUCUGGCCCAUAACCUGGCAGAGGUUCCCCAUGUCUGGCAUGGGAAUGUCUGGGAUUAUGACCACAUUUUUCAAGUCUGCUUCUUAAAAAAAUAAAUAAAUUGAUAAGAGCUAGUGUGUACUUUAAAUAACCCCAUGAAUCAAAGAGUUCUGUAGUUAAUGAUGAAGUUGUUUCUGCCCUUUGUGAGCUGAGAGCAUCCUCUCCUCUGUUUACCUUCUGGGUCCCCUUCCUCUCACCUGUAGUGGUGAAGCAAUGGCAGCCUCCUUUUGAGCCAUCACUAGCGGGGGGCGGGGAGCAAGAGCCUUCUUUGUGGGUGGGAAGCAUCAAUACACAGAAUAGGUGGAGUUGCAGAAAACAUGGGUGGAUACGGGUCUCACUGCCCAGACUCAAGGGCUUUUGCUCAGUUCUUGGGGCUUGGGGAGCUGCUUCUAGGGAAAGCCCAUCUGUGCUGCCAUCCUAACUGAGAACUGUGUGCCACUGGUUCCCUGGAAGUCCAGCAGAUGCUUUUGCACAUGAGCUCCUUGGAGUCAGUGAAUACUUCAUAAGCUCAGACCUCCAGCCAAUCGACAUGGAGGGGAGAAGCCGGAACUUGGAAUACAUUGGUUUGGUUAGUAGCAGCAUGGCUAUAUAUAGAUUCCUUGCACUGGGUAACCAUGGCAACAGAUCUUAUUUUGCUUAAACCUGACUGCACAUGUGACUUGUUUGGGAAGUAACAGAUGCAGGAAGAUGGGAGCUUCUGGGCCUUUAAAGCUUUGCCACCUGUUGAAUUCAGUCUUGGGUUGGAGUACUCGUCCCUCUUCUUCUGUUCUCUAGUGCUGAACAAAGUCAAAUGUUUCUGGAGUGAAGUCUAAUGGCAGGGGCAACUGCAGUGAGCGAGGCUAGCAGAAUGAAUGACACUCAGGUUCUGGAUUCUGGAACCAUUACAGGCCAAGAGCAGCAACAGAGCUUGGCUGGUCACUGGAUUUUGUGGAAGGAAUCCGUCCUGGGCCAGCAUUCAUUGGGCAACUGUUGCCAACUUGGAUGGAAAGUAGAUCUUCUCCAGUAGCGUUUGGCUGAGUCUCACUAGUUUAUUUAUUCAUAAAAUGUAUAUACCACAAUAGACAAAGAAAUCACUUAAUUGACUUACGGGGGAAAGGAUUAUAAUAGUAAACCAGUGGCCCCACCUGUGCACUAUACAUUUAAGCUGAACAAAAUAACACAACACGAUGGCCAAUAGCAAUGGCACUAAACACUAUUUAUAGACUAAUACAAAUGAUCAGAAAUUGCAACCAAAGUCUCGAAAUCUUCUUCACCGGUCGCGGUGGAAUAAUUCAAAAAUUUGAUCUAUACAUAAUCUGUCACCAAAUAUCGCCGGAACAGAGUUUCCGGAUAACCAAUCUGUUUUGUUCAAUUCUUCAUCAGCCAGACUUGUAAGAAUUAAUAUGAGAAGGAUGCAGUUCAGUUUCUUAACAAGAUAUAAGUAAAUAUAAAUGCUGUAGGAAAUAUGCUAGUUAGAUUUUCAUUGUUUUAUUUAAUUGCAUUAUGAUCCACUGACUGGAUGGGGUACUGUUUUCAUCUGGUGUUUAGUGCCUUCCCGCCGUAGCAGUACCUAUUUAUCUACUUAUGUCAGGCAUUCUUGCUGUUAAUGUUGUGCUGUGUCUUUAAUUUUCCUUACAGUAUAUUAGUUUCACUUGUGGCUAACUAUAUUAUGUUCUUUACAAUUUGUUACCAGCAUCAGUGACUACCGUAUCAUAUCAGCACUGAUCCAGAGCAUAUUUCCUACAUCAUUUAUAUUUACUUACAUCUUGUUAAGAAAUUGAACGGCAUCCUUCUCAUAUUAAUUCUUACAAGUCUGGGUGAUGAAGAAUUGAUCAAGAUUGGCUGAUGAAGCAUUGAACGAAACAGAUUGGUUAUCUGGAAACUCUGUUCCGGCGAUAUUUGGUGACAGAUUAUGUAUAGAUCAAAUUUUUGAAUUAUUCCACCGCGACCGGUGAAGAAGAUUUUGAGACUUUGGUUGCAAUUUCUGAUCAUUUGUAUUAGUCUAUAGUGUUUAGUGCCAUUGUUAUUGGCCAUCAUGUUGUGUUAUUUUGUUCAGCUUGUCUAUAUUGCAACAUAGAGGUCUGUUCACUAUACAUUUAAGGCAGUAUCAUUCCGUUUUAAACACCUGUGGCUUCUCCCACAGGGCUGUGGGAGCUGCAGUUUGUUAAGGAGGUUGAAAGUUGUUAGGAGACAAUUCCGCUCACAAAGCUAUAAGGAAUUGAUGAUAUAUUCCUAUGAGGGAAAUAGGGAUCUCCUCGCAACUUUAAUGCCCCCGCCCGAUUCUUUGGGGGAAGCCCACAGCUGUUUAAAGUGGAAUGAUACUGCUUUAAAGGUAUCGUGCAGAUGUGGGGAAGUAUCAAUUCUUAUAAAAAUACAAUAAAUUAAAACUUUUAAAAAGCUAACUAAAACAGAAGGUAAUUUUAUACCAUAGAUAAAACUGAGUGGUGCAUAAAGAGAAAAAAAGUAUAAGCAUUAGGAAUCAGAGUCCAGGGAACUUUGGGUAAGCAUAUAUGUAUUUAAAGCUGUUUACUGCCUCUGUUUCUGCAACCACCUGAGGGAGGAAAUUCCAAAGGCGGAUGCCACCACCAAGAAUGCCAACUUCCAUGUUGUUGCCAAGCAGCAAAACCAGCAGGGACAACCAACAGGGUUUCCUUGGAAGAUCUUAAAAGCUGGUUUGGUCAGUACUCGGGAAGGUGGUAUGCUAGAUUAAUGGCCGCUGCACACGCAAUUCUCUUCUUUAGGUGAAUGCCAAACAUGUUAUACAUGUACAUGUAAAGUGUGAAUGCUGAGAACAUGUGCUGGCAUAGAGAGAGGCCUCUCCAGAGUUUUGAGUUAGUCUGCCAAUUGAGUGUGUGUUUGGUGCCAAACCCACGCCUGCUGUUGUGUAAUGGGUGAAGUAGCCUACGAUACAAAUUGUUCAGAUCCCUGAAUAUAUUGAAGACUCAAAAGAACUGAAAAUCAUUUUAAGGUGCAGCUUAAAAACUGGUGACGGUAAUGGGGCUUGGAGUGGGGAGAGAUCAGCUUUUGAAAUAUAUUUCCCCAAAGCAAAAGAUGAACACUUAUGAGACUAUGUUGAAUCUAUAUCUGUAUUUUUAGAACAGAAUUGGUGAUGCUGAGGAAAGGGAGUCCAGGAAUGUGUGUGACCUCCUUAGUAUUGUCAGAUGAUGGGAACAAAUGAGCCCGGCCACACAGUACAGCCAGGGUGGGGAACCGUUUUUCUGACGUGGACCUUGUUCUUUCAGGGAUAAUCAGUAGUUGGGAGUGGAAGGGAGUGGAGCACCCCUUUCCCCCUCUCUCUCUGCCCUUCCCUUUCCCCCCACCUGAAAUAAGGCUGAGAGCUGCAGGUUGCUCUCCUCCACAUUACAGGCAAAAAGGUCCCUGCAUUGCUGGCUGCUGGCUGGUAUGAGUCAAUAUCCCAGGAGUCCCAUCUCCUCCUCCUCCUCCUCCUCCUCCUCCUCCUCCUCUAUCCUGAUGGCUGACAAAUCCAUUCUGUAGGUUCUUUUUCCCCCCAAAAGGGAGAAAUGCAAAUAGCAUUACAUACACAGGUCAUUUAAGUAUAUCCUCAUUAUCUAAUUUGUAGAGCUUAGUGUGUCUGAGUCCCCUCUUGUGACCUUUGGGGAAGGAAUCCUCACAGUACUUACUGGCUCAUUGCUGUGACAUUUCUGCAUUUUUCAGAAAUCAUUCUGUAUUUUGCUGCUUGUUUUGCUGCUUCUCUAGGAAUGAGGCAACUUCCUGUGGGAGUCUUGCAUCCCUACACACUUUCUGCAUUUGCAAUCAAGCCAUCCCCACUCUACUUCUUGAAUUUAGUGUGAUCUCUCAAGGAGGCUGAUCCUGAUUUACUUUGGCCUUGGCUCCAUGGGUUGGAUGGAGAGUGUUUAGCAGGAACCACCCUGAGUCCUGUAACUGACCUGGGAUGCACCCAGCUCUUUCCUUUUGGGACCACCAGGAGCGGCAUAGACUUGGAACAGAUAGGAUUGAUCAAGACCUAAAAGGCUCUUGGUCUCAGUGACCAAGGAAAGAAACCAUUCUGUAAAGAGCCUGCAUACCAGCUGCAGCAGAAGAGCUUGGUGGGGCUGUACAGCCCUCCUGAGAACGGGCCUUUUUGUGUCCUGUUGUGUCUCAAUUCUCUCUCCAAUCGCUGCUCACCAGGUUCCGGUUUGCAGAGUUCAGAUACCUGCGUGAGGGAAACCCAUCUCAUCAGGAGAGGACAGUGGUCUUCUUGCCAGACAUUUGGAGCUGCAUGCCAUCUCUUGAAGAAUGGGAGGCCUCAUGCAAGCAGAAAGCAGAAAAAGCUGCUGCACCAUCAGAAGAGAAAGUGGAGAUGGUAAGAAUGGGUUGGUGUUGGACAGAAAGUUAACCAGAGCAGAGAGAAAUCAGAGGCACCUGGUAACCUACAGCAUGAUAGCUUAAAAGGAGGGUUUUUAAAUAUUUUAUUUAUUUAUUUAUUUAUUUAAGGCACUUUUAUACCACUUGGGAGAAGGGCCAUUUGAUUCCCAGCAUCUACAGGUAGGGCUGCAUGAGACCCCUGCCUGAAACCCAUUUUAGGGAGUUGCUGCCAUUCUGUGUAGACAGUAUUCAAUGGGCUGUUGGUCUGACUUGGUAUAAGACAGGUUUCUAGGUUCCUGUGACUUCAGUCAUGGGACAGUCCUUGUCUCCCAGGCUUUGUGGGGUCACGCCACCAGUUUAAGAACACAGUUGGGAAGAGGCUUUGGCUUCAGAUUGAAGCUAGACAUUAGCCUUGGCUCAGGAGUAUGUACUUCAUCCAACUUAGGGGUUGUUGCAUCCAGUGCUUACUGAAAUGCAUAUGCUCCUAAACAGGAAGAGGAAACUGUGCAGUCCUCUGAACAAGGCUUCAAGCAGGAGUCCAGCGAACAGGAGGUAGACUCGGCUGAGCCUGUCCCUGAGCCAGCUCUUGAGACCUCAGCACCUGAGCCAGAGAUUCCAACUCCUCCCCUGGAGCCUACCAUAGUUGCUCACCUUCAGCCGGCACUGCAGGGUGGCCAGCCCAGCUGCACCAACAUCUCCCUUUGCUCUCUGCUGGAGUACAGGCGGCAGCGGGAGAAGCUCUCCUUUGAGGUAGGCUUCAUUUUCUUUGGGAUCUGGCUUCUACAGGGAGACUCUCUUCUUCUGGCUUCUCUUGGCACCUCCUCUUUCUAGCUGAAAUUUGAGAUUUGCCUUUUGGGGCGCAUAUCUCAGGCAAGCUACCACACUUAUGUUCCUAUCAGCUCAGUAACCUUUUAUGGUGUUUGAAGUUCAUGGAAACUAGUAGAAGUUACUGAGGAAGCUCUGGUGUGACCAUGAAUGUCUGCUACUUCCUCUGCUCCAGCUACCUGUCUGCAUAAGGGGUGCAUGGGAGGAGAGGAUGCUAGAAGACGAGUAGAACAUCUGCUUUGCAUGCAGAAGGUCCCCGUUUCAAUCCUCAGCCUCUCCACAUAGGACUAGAAAUGCCCCCAUGUCCUCUCUGAAGAGUCACUGCCAGUCAGUGUAGGCAGUACUGCAGCAGAUGGACCAGAGGUCUGACUCUGUAAAGAGCAGCUUCCUAUUUCCCUCGCAGACAACAGUGUUGUGAUCAGUAGGGCCUUAAGAAGUUGUAUUUCUAAAGGGUGGUGGUGGAUGAGCCUUUGCACUUGGAGCGAGGGGAGAAGAAUGUCAAGGAGGCUUGGUGCAGAUAGGUCUAAGGUAGAGUGAAUUGCAGUUUAUACGAGCAUAAGUGUCAGGGGUUCAGGAGCAGAGGCAAGGGCAAGGGAGGAAACAGAGAGCGAGGGGGAGGAGGCAGAAGAAAAGAUGAGUGAUGACGACGACCCGAGAUCUCCGAGUCUUUCCAGUGAAUCAGAAGAUUCACAGAAAGGAGCACCAGUGGCCAGGGCAAGGGGAGCCUAGGGGACGCCCCAGGAAGAUAGAGCCAGAGGGGACUCAGAGGGAGCAGUUGGAACUCGGGACCAGCGUCUCCGCCAGUGAGCAGGGAAGUGGAAGGGCUACAGGGAUCAAGCGCUUGCAUCUCCCUAACGGGGGGAGGGCACGAGUCAGGAGUGGCCACACCUCCAUCGGGGAGCGAAGAAACGGUCAGACGGAAGGUGGACGGUUGGGCGCGCGCAUGAGUUCAAAUGCACAGGAAGGUGGCACAGUAGGCAGCCCGGAAGGGAGCCAGGUCCUAAAGCCCGCCGAAAGGAGGGAGAAGAGUCAGGGGGGUCAGCGUCAGAGGAAUCCCGGAAAGAAGAGACCCCAGGGGGCAGAGGGACCCAGAGAAGAACAGUCAGGCGGAAAAGGUGGAGCAGGGCUAGGAUAUUAAGUUGGUGUACAAGGGGCGGAGACUCAGACGGAGCUUCGCCGGUCUAACCAUGAGACGUAGAGUUGCACGCAGCAGUUUGAGAAUGGAAACUGUAACUCAAUAAAGACUUUUGUUUAAUGAUCGCUGGCUAGCGUGAUCCUCUGUGAGCUAGGAUCUGGAAGCAGCUCUGACAGUAAGCUCCGUCCCUAUAAAUUGUGGGCAUCUACAGCCUCGCGGAGAGGAGAGAAAGCGGGUGCCUACUAGCGAGCUCACGAAAGGCAGACAAUAUGACGGCCGAACAGCAGAUAGCGGAACUCAGAGAAGCAGUGUCACGACUGAAUGCCGAGGCUCUUGCAUCCAGGAAGAGAGAGGAGGACGCAGCUGCCGCCUACAGGGAUCUCCAGGUCAGGUUGGAAGUGCUUACGAAGCAAGGGCAACUGACACCCAAACCGGAGGGAUUGGGUUGGGGAGACGAACAGGCGGUCUGGUCUCUCACUUCGAUGGGAAUUUGCAACAGUACCCCAACUUUAGAGCAGAUGUAAUGUGUGCACUGCAACUGCUGGACAAAGACUUUAGAGAUGAGCAAGAGAAGGUGGGAUUCAUCAUGUCCCAUUUGCAUGGAGAUGCUAAAGCAUGGCUGCGCAAUUUGUGGAGAGAUAAGGAUCCGGCGCUCCAAAAUGCGGAUGCCUUUAUUAAAGCGAUGGAUGGGUGCUUUUAUUCAAGCAUUGACGUGGAUCUUGCUCGGCAGCAGAUACAUGGACUGAGGCGCGGGAGGACCAGCGUAAGGCAGGACCAUGCCCGCGUUUUCGCGUGGGUGAGUGCUCUGGAGUGGGACAGAGAGGCGGCUCCUGUCUGACACCUGGUUUGGGAGGGAUUGCACGUCUCGGUUAAAGAUGAAAUUGCGAGGGGAGAGACCCGGACCACGCAGGAGAUCGUUCAGAGGGCGCUGGCGGUGGGGGUGCGGCUGGAAGAACGUCCGUGGAGCAGGGACGAAGGGCGUGGAGGGCGCGAACCAGCCAGGGGCUCCUCCUUCCUUCCCAGAGAAGCAGCGCGUGCGCAAUCCACGCCUCCGCCAGGAGGAGGAGCGGAACCUAUGGAGGUUGGAGGUGCAAGGGCUCAGUCAGCAGCCAGAGCCCUAGCACCGGCAGCAGUGACCGCGAAGCCUCCUAGAGGGAACAGGAAGUGUUACAUCUGCGAUGCUCCACAGCAUAUGGCGAAAGAGUGUCCCCAGAGGCUCCACAAGCACACUGCAGCUUCAGCAAUGGUAACUGCAGCAACGCAGCAAGGAGAACCACAGCAGGGAAACGACGGAGUCUGGUUGGAGGAAGAGGCACUGGGGCCCAGCCAGACGUGUCAGUGAAGCAGUCCCCAGAGAUUUUACAGCCCAUGGACCCCCUCCCGCCCAAACCAGUAGUGAGGCUCACCGCGUCGCUCCAGCUGCCCAAUGGAAUCACCAUGGACGUGCCAAUCACCAUUGACUCCGGAAGCAAUGCGGACUUUAUAGGGCAGGACUUUGUCGACCGGCACGCUAUACAGUUGCUGCCUGCCACGCUGCCCCUGCAGGUUGUCACGGUGGAUGGCAGGGAGCUGCUAGGGGGGCAAGUGGUGAAGCAGACGCCACCAAUGGUGAUGCGGCUUGGGAAUCACAGGGAAAUCAUCAGCUUCAAUGUCACUCAACUAUCGGACACGCCCAUUGUAUUGGGCAUGAGUUGGCUGGACAAGCACAGCCCGACGCUGGCUUGGUACCAGAGGCAGCUGACCUUCGGCUCUUCCUUUUGCGCUGAACACUGCAUCGUGCCCCGGCAGGAAGGAGAGGAAGAGGAGUCACAGCUGCAGCUAGGCACGCUGCAAGCGGUUCCCCACAAGUACGCAGAAUUUUUGGAGGUUUUCUGCGAGAAGGAGGCAGACAGGCUACCCCCCCCCACAGACCAUAUGACUGCAAAAUUGACCUGCUGCCGGCGGCGCUGCCCAAAGGGAAGCUGUAUUCCAUGUCUGAGGACGAACUGCAGGAACUCAAAGAGUUCAUAGAUCAUAAUUUGGAGCGCGGUUUCAUCCGAGAGUCCAAGGCAGCGGGGGCAGUCCGGUAUUCUUUGUUAAGAAGCGGGACACGCCCCAGAAAAGACUUGUAGUGGACUAUCGCAUUUUGAACAGCGUGACCAAGCCAUCGGACUUCCCCAUGCCCCGAAUCGACGACCUCCUCGCAAAGGUACGGAAGGGCAGCGUGUUCACUAAGUUGGACCUGCAAGGGGGCGUACAACCUCAUUCGCAUGCGGGAAGGAGAUGAGUGGAAGACAGCCAUGUUUACGCCCCUGGGCACCUACGAAUAUAGAGUUAUGCCUUUUGGAUUGCAAAAUGGUUCCCACGUUUUCAAGCGUUCAUGCAUCACGUGUUGGCGGGGCUCCUCUACAAGACGUGCGUCUGUUUCUUGGAUGACAUCCUGAUCUUUUCGGAAUCGCAGCAGGAGCAUGACAGACACGUCAAGGAAGUGCUGAGCAGGCUACAGCAACAUAGGCUUUACGCCAAGCUGGAGAAGUGCCAAUUCGACGUGACGGAGGUGGAUUUCCUGGGCUACAAGUUGUCUGAUAAAGGGCUCGCCAUGGACAGCGCCAAGGUCCGAGCAGUGUUGGAUUGGAAAAGCCCACGCAACCGGAAGGAGGUCCAACGGUUUGUCGGCUUUGCGAACUUCUAUCGCAAGUUUAUCAAAGGCUUUGCCAUGCAGACAGCGGCCAUCACGGACACGCUCAGCUCCAAGAAAAGAAGUUCAUCUGGACAGAGCAGGCGGAGCAGUCCUUUCCAGGCACUCAAGCGUCUCUUCGCGUCGGAAGGGCAACUGCUUCAUGUCAACCCCAGCAAGCCGAUGAGGGUGGAGACAGACGCUUCGGACAGAGCCGUGGGAGCAGUCCUGCUGCAGAAGGACCCGCAGGGGUUUGGAGGCCGGGAGCGUUUUACUCAAGGAAGCUCAGCAAGUCCGAACAGAACUACACCAUCUGGGACAGGGAGUUGCUGGCCAUUCAUGCAGCGUUCAAAGCGUGGAGGCACUUCCUGAUCGGCGCCAAGCACACGGUGCAGGUCUGCACGGACCACAAGAAUCUAGAGCACUGGCGCACGGCACAGUUCCUGAACCAGAGGCAGAUACGUUGGGCUGAGUUCUUUGCGAAUUUCGACUUCCGAAUAGAGUAUGUCCCGGGGGACACCAACAUCAUGGCGGAUGCUCUCUCCCGUAAGCCGCAGUAUCUGGAGGAGGCAACGCCAGCGGCCGCCAUGCACAUCUUCGCACCGACAGUGUGGGCGUGCACGGCGGCAACAGUUGACCUGGAGGCGGUGCGACGAGCGUUGCAGGAUGACUCCUUCGCGCAAGCAAAGAUGGCAGAGGCGCACAGGGGCACGGCAGCGACCGACGAGUUCCAGCUGCGAGAUGGUUUGCUCAUCCGUAAAGGGGCCAUCUACGUGCCGGGAGACGAACUUCGCGCCAAGGUACUGCAGCAGCUGCACGACGCGCCCACUGCCGGGCACUUUGGCAAGGAGAAGACGGUGGAAUUAGUAGCCAGAGACUUCUGGUGGCCAGGAAUGAGAGGGAAGUCGCGGACUACGUGGCGAGGUGUGACACCUGCCAGAGGGCCAAACCAGUGCACAGACCGCCGGCCGGAUUGCUGGAACCGCUGCAAACUCCGUUCGAACCAUGGGAGAGAGUGGCCCUGGACUUUGUCACGGAUCUGCCCAGCUCGAGGGGCAAGACGGCUGUGCUGGUGGUGGUGGACUUGUUCUCCAAGAUGGCACAUUUCAUUCCGUGUGCGAAGGUGGCCACGGCGGAACAAACCGCCAAACUGUUCAUAGACCACGUGUUCAAGGUUCACGGUCUGCCGCGGUCUAUUCUGUCCGACCGAGGGCGACAGUUCAUCUCGAACUUCUGGCAGAGGCUGAUGGGCUUCCUGAACGUCAAGAUCAACCUGGCGUCGGCUAGACACCCGCAGACCAAUGGGCAAGCGGAGCGGGUCAAUGCCAUCAUGCAGCAGUACCUGAGAUGUUAUGCGAAUCAACAGCCUGCGACGUGGGUGGAUUACCUGCCUCUCGCCGAGUUCGCCUACAACAACACGAAGCACGUGUCCACGGGGGUCACGCCGUUCUUCGCCAACAACGGGAGGCACCCCAGAACCUUCCCGGGACUGGAAAGAAUGGGGGAGGGGAGCCGCAGACAGCAGAUGCAUUCGCGUCGGAGUUGCAGGAGGUCCACGAUCAGCUGCGGCGGCACCUGGAGCUGGCUAAACACGCAUACAAGGUACAAGCGGACAAACACAGAAGGGUUGGCGAAGAGAUCCAUGUGGGAGACUGGGUCUGGUUAGCAGCCCACGCAGUGCCGGCCAGGUCGUUGGCGAAGAAGAAACUAGGGCAUAAACAACUGGGGCCCUACCAAGUCGAAGAACAGGUCAACCCGGUGGCUUUCAGGCUGGCUCUUCCGGAGGGUUCCAGGAUGCAUCCGGUGUUCCACAGAUCGGUGCUCACUCCAUACAAGGCACCUCACAGGUUUCAGGAACCAGGAACGGCACCGGGUCCGCUCCGAGAGAGAACCGGGCAGGGCGGGAGGAGCGCAUCAACGAAGCCACGGAGAUUUUGGACUCCAGAUGGGGGGAAGAGGGGGUAGAAUACCUUCUCGCCAAGGAGGGCACCCCGGCCAGUGCCAACAGCUGGGUGCCGGGCUACGCUUUAGACAAACCUCUGCUCAAAGAAGAGUUUCAUGCCCUCUUCCCACAUAGGCCAAUGCCAGCAGACUUUUUCGACGACUGGCUUUUCAUGCCCACGCUUUCAGCCAGCACGUUCCGGGGGUUCGACUCGGACGAGGAACCGACACGAGACGCCCGUUCCCCGGAGGGGUCACCCUCGGGAUCUGCUUCAGAACCCUCGUAUUGGUGGGAUGAUCGACCAGAGGAGCAGUUCCGCAGAAGGUGGCUGGAGGGUCCAGGACGAGCAACGUCUCCAGAAGGUAACGAGGGAGAGACGGACAUGGACGUUUUCGGGGACGACCCGGGUUUCGAGCACGGCGGCACAGAGAUGGAAGCGGAGGUGACCGUCGUCAACGAGAGCAGGGAGGAAGAACCGGAAGACUUCAGAUGGCGGCCCGCCACGGGAAGCGAACUGUAUCCGACAUUCGUCCCCUGACACGGCAGCACCCAGAUCCCGCACCGGAAGGAGGGAGGGGAAGAGGGGGCUUCGAGGGGGAUGGAUGUCAGGGGUUCAGGAGCAGAGGCAAGGGCAAGGGAGGAAACAGAGAGCGAGGGGAGGAGGCAGAAGAAAAGAUGAGUGAUGACGACGACCCGAGAUCUCCGAGUCUUUCCAGUGAAUCAGAAGAUUCACAGAAAGGAGCACCAGUGGCCAGGGCAAGGGGGAGCCUAGGGGACGCCCCAGGAAGAUAGAGCCAGAGGGGACUCAGAGGGGAGCAGUUGGAAAUCGGGACCAGCGUCACCGCCAGAGAGCAGGGAAGAGGAAGGGAGCCAGGGAUCAAGCGCUGGCAGCUCACAACAGGGGGGAGGGCACGAGUCAGGAGUGGCCACACCUCCAUCGGGGAGCGAAGAAACGGUCAGACGGAAGGUGGAAGGUUGGGCGCGCGCGCAAGUUCAAAUGCACAGGAAGGUGGCACAGUAGGCAGCCCGGAAAGGGAGCCAGGUCCUAAAGCCCGCCGAAAGGAGGGAGAAGAGUCAGGGGGGUCAGCGUCAGAGGAAUCCCGGAAAGAAGAGACCCCAGGGGGCAGAGGGACCCAGAGAAGAACAGUCAGGCGGAAAAGGUGGAGCAGGGCUAGGAUAUUAAGUUGGUGUACAAGGGGCGGAGACUCAGACGGAGCUUCGCCGGUCUAACCAUGAGACGUAGAGUUGCACGCAGCAGCUUGAGAAUGGAAACUGUAACUCAAUAAAGACUUUUGUUUAAUGAUCGCUGGCUAGCGUGAUCCUCUGUGAGCUAGGAUCUGGAAGCAGCUCUGACAAUAAGAUUGUCUUAUGAAGUUUUUCAUACCUGGUAUGUUCAGCUUUGAGAUUUGCGCUUGCAUGCAAGUGUCUACCCACUUCUGUGGCUGAUGUAGGCAUCAAGAUCUUUCCUUGUUUCCUUGUUUCUUGCUCACUGCUUUCUCACUGCUUUCUCUCUCUCUCUUUCCGCCCCUGAGGUGGCAGUGGUGGCAGAGUUCUUCCAGGAGAUGCUACAACGGGAUUUUGGUUAUAAGCUCUACAAGGCAUUACUGGCCCUGCCAGAGAAGGAGUCAGUGGAGGCAAAGAACCCCGAGCAGGAGAAAGCAGCCGAAUCAGAGAAGGAGGGAGAGAAUGAGCUGAGAGAAGAGCCUCAGGAGAAUAUUGGGGCAGAGGAAGCCCUGGAAAAUAGCCAGAAGGAUGCUCAGGUGAGGUGAUGUGCCUCUCUGGCCCGUUAGUACAGUGGUACGUUGGUUUGCAACCGCUUUGGAUUACAACUGUUUUGGAUUACAACCACGUCAAACCCAGAAGUGCAUGUCCCUUUUUUGGAUUAUAACCCAUUUUUUUUGGAUUACAACCCAUUUUUUUGGAGGCCCCAUUGGUGAAAGCGCGCCUUGGGUUACAACCUGGUUUGGUUUACAACUGGACCUCCGGAACGGAUUAUGGUUGUAAACCAAGGUACCACUGUAUAGCAAAGUGGCCUCAGUUGCUUAGGUGAUGCAGGUAUGUCUCGCCUUCCUCAUACUGGGUCUAAGAGCACCUGGUGGCUUUUGAAAGCAUCCAUGGAAGGAUUGGAGUACUGGACUGCAAAUUUCCAGCUGUUGUGCCUGUGCUCGAUAGUGUGUGGGCAAUGCCUGCUGACAUCUCAGAAGCCAGAGUGGGUGGCUAACUUACAUUCGCAGUGAUCAUGGACGGCAACUAUGUUUCUGCUUUUGGGGACUUCUCAGUACUAGCCAAAGCCAAACCAAUAAUGCAGAAACAAGAGAUUAUGUAUAUGUACUCAAAUUUUCAUAAUUCGUACAAACUGCAGAAUUUGGAAGAGUUCUGUUUAUGUGUUUUUCAUUCCUGUAGAAGGAGGAGGCUGGGGAUACCGAGAAGAAGCCUUCAGGUCAAGAUGGGGCCAGUUCAGCCAAGGAGGAGGUCAGUGGGAAUGUCAAAGUGGAAUCGAAGGAUUCUACAGAUGAGCUGUGUGAGCUGAGCCUAGAGGAUGACUUGCUGCUGCUGAGAGAGGAGGAGGAGGAGGAUUUUGGUAGGUACUCUGGGAAAUGCAGAAAUCCUACAGUGCAGUGUUAAGAUAUAAUGGCUGCUCUCAUUGAAAAGUGUAUGUGUGUGUACACACAUAUGUAAAGGCUGGGAUAGCCAUGAUGCUGCCUGCAGACAGCUGCACCUAUCAGUGUGUUUAAUUGCAAGGAAGAUGCAAGUUGAAAGGAGAAUUUCCAUAGGUUUUCCUUACGCCUAGUAGGGCAAGAGUAGGAUCCUUGGGUUCCUUUCUCUGGUCUGUUGUUCAUUUCACACAAGCCAGUGGUAUCUGCUCAGUGAGAUUGUACUUUGGAAGACGCUGGUAUUCACUCAAGUCUCUCUUGGUAAGCACUGAGCAGAGGUCAGCAUCUGAAGCCAGUCAUGCCGCAUUUUCCACAGGUGUCAAGUUAGAAGAUGCUGAAGUGAGAUCAGUUGCAUCCAACCAAUCAGAGAUGGAGUUCUCCUCCCUUCAUGAUGUGGUCAGUGACAAAUCCCCUCCUUCUCAAAGUCUGCUUUGAACUCUUUAGGCCAGUGGCCCUGGGAAUUGUGGCUGGGGCUUGGGUUGUAGAAAAGGAUACUGAUUUCUCAGUAUCAGAAUUCCCAUCUGGGUAUCUUCUGGGUUUUUAAGCAUUAUGUAAAAGCUGUCCCUUUCGCCUUGAUGUCUUUCUUCAUACCUAUGUGAAUUAGAACCGUGUUGCUUGUAAAAUGAAAAGUGGAGUUCCUACGAAUUCCAGCAGCUGCUAUUUUUUUUAUAAGCUCUGUAUCCCAUGGUUUGUGACAAGACUUAUCCAUGUGGAUUUUUCUUCCUCAAAAUCCUAGAAUUUGCUGUCUAUUUCUUGCUAUUUCCAUAGCAAGGAAAUAAAUAUGAGAGCAGUUUUUUGUUUUGCCCGAGAUGCCUGUUUGUAAUAUUACCAGUUCUCGAUUCGCCUGUGCUGCCCCUAAGGCUUCUCAACACCUAAUGCCGUUUCAAUAUCGUUCUGGUCCAGUUUUAACUAGGCUUGUCUCUGAUACCCAGUGGGCUCCUGGGUGCAGUGAUGGCUGUUCAGUUGUAUAGGAGCUGAUCUCAGAAACCUGAUCGUUCCUAGUUGCUGAGACUAAAUCUCACCAACAUGUUCAGAGUCAGCUGUGGAUAUGCAGUAGAUAUGCAGUCUUUGGCUCUGGGAGGCUUAGUCCCUAACAGUUCACUGUUGAAAUCUAGCCUAUAGUGAAAGCGCAGGGGAUGGUCUCUGUAGUAGAAGGGAAGUGACACCUUGACAGUUUGAACAGCCUUUUACUUUUUCUUACACCACCCUUCCCCAGCCCAGAGAGCUGGACCCAAGUGCUGUGUUGCCACUGGAUGCCCUCCUUGCCUUCAUUUACUUUGACUUGAAUUUCUGCGGCUACCUGCACAGGAGGGAUAUGGAAAAGGUGCUUCUCACCUUGGGGCUGCAUCUCUGCAAAGAGCAGGUGAGUGCCAAUCUGAUUUCUCCCCUGCUUUUGCUGGAGGUUUGAAUGACUUGAGACCUUCUUGAUUAGCGCUGAGGGUACGAGGAUCUGUUUGCGGCCUUUUCCAGUGCCAUUCAUGGAGGGGGGUGUCUCAUCUGGUGGCAGGUGAAGCGCCUGGUGAACAGGGUGGUGACGCAGUUCGUGUGCCGUUACCGCAGCCUACGCUACAGCCGACAGGAAGGGACUGAGCCAGGCCCUGAGGAGGAGCCAUUAGGUAGGUACUCAGUGUGGGGUUGGAAGGGGCUGUUCAGUUGCAUAGAGCUUCAUGGGUAGAAGAAUCCCUUUAUUUUUCCUUCUGAGCUAGAACUCUUUAACAGUUUCGGCUUAGCUCUUACACAUGAUUAGUGGUUUCUGGUCCUAUUUACUGACCACCCAGUUAUGCCUAGUUCUGCUAGGGAGCACUUCCAAUAUUCUUCUGCCCUGUCCCGAUUCCUGAAUGCAUGGGGCAGUGUACAUGUUGCCCAGCCUGCCAGUAGUGACUCUGCAGUGAUGCAAGGAAGGGAAAAGUUACUUCUGUAGAAUCUCUUUCAACCCAUCUUUAAAGGGUGUGCUCAGCUUUGGGAUGGUGACAGUUGUGUGUGAUUGGAGGAAGGAGAGAACAGAGCUUUCUAACCCACAAUGGGAGCAGCUGGAAACUGUAGCACAAAAGUAAUCUGAAUGGGGUUUUUUUUCUGCCCUUGGUUCCCAUUUCCUGUCUCUGGAUGCUCCAUUUCAAAACCAAGCAGAGUAAAUGUUGCCUUGUUCUUACAGGGAACCUCAAUCUACUGUGCUCAUCCAUCUCUGUGCCUGAGGUGCCUACCAAGUAUUCUCCAGAGUCUCAGUCCGGCAACCUGGUUUCAUACAAUGGGGCUGUCCUUAAUGUAGGGAAACUGCUGGAAAAGGCAGAACAGACAGAAAACAGCCGACUCUAUCUAGAGAACAAAAUCCACACGUUGGAGCUCAAAUUGGGUGAGCCACACAUGGUUAGGAUCGGCUCAUCUUGUAAAGGAUUGGAGUGGGGAACCUGUGGUCCAUGGGUCUCAUUAGGCCUGCCAGGCUCUCCGUUUGGUCCCAGGACCAUUUUGGUCAAGCCAUGUCCACGCAGGUGAUACCAGCUGUAGGGCAGGUAAAGACUUGCCUCAGCCCAAAAGAUUUGCAAGAUCCAAUUAUCAGCUGUCAGGUUUUGAAAACUGUUCCACAAAACUCAUGGGCAAAAUUAAGUGACUUGACAUUGCUAUGCUAGGAGACUGACAAUUGGAUGUCGCCACAAGGGGUAAGAUAUGGCCUCCUGUCUAGAUCCAGUUCCCCACCCCUGCUGUACAGUAUCCCCAAGAAGCUGCACCAAGCCAGAAUUCAAGGGAAUGCGCCUGCCUUGCUUUAGCCUCUCAGCAACAUGGAGCAGUUCAUUGGGCACACUCAUACAAAGCACUUACAUCUGAUGAAUGACAGGGCUCUUUUGAUCAGAAUAUAUUAGGCAAAUGAAACCCAACAACAAUUGGAUGCAGGAGUGCAGUUGGCACCUAAUGCAAUAAAGCAUUGAGUGGUGGAACCAUUGUUGAUAGAACCUUUGGGGAUGGUGGGGCUGCAGUGAUUCUAGGCUAAUGCUCCUUGCCUGUUUUUGGCUACUCAUACCUGCUUGACUUUCCAAGAAUUUGAGCUGGAGGCAGAGAGUGGGCUAGCUGGAGUUUCUAAGUGGAGUUGGGUCCAUAUACUUAAAGGCCUAAUUUGGAUGACAUAGUAAACCACGGUUAUGGUCUACUGUGAAUGCACUAAUUUCUGCCACUUUGCUCAUCCUCACGAGCACAUAAGAGAAACCACGAUCUGUAGCCAAGGUUGGUUCAGAGCGGAACCACCACAAUCCCAUUCAGACGUGAUUGGCCAGGGAUUGUGGUUUGUUGCUCCUGCUUGCACUAGGGAACAAAGCAGAAGCCACCUCUGUGUUCACAUGGAACAAUGUCUGGUUUCCUGAGCAAUUGUUGCCAGGGCCCUUUCCCCAAUUUAUAUGCCACAGCCAUGUAUAAAUAUGUCCUCCAGCUUCCCCUUUUGAGAUACUUUGAAUUUCUGCCUUCACUCUUGUCACCUGCCAUGUGAGUUCAGAACAAUGGCUUUUGUUCCUAGUGUUGGGAGAUAGCACUGCUCUGAUCUCAGUCCAUUGUGUUACUUCCUGGAAUCUGACUCUACCCUCUGUGCUGUGCUUACAGAAGAGACCCAGCUUCGCUUCUCUACAACAGAGGCUUCCAACAAGGCCCUGACAUUGGAGGUUCAAGAGCUGCAGAAGCGCCUCACUGAGAUGGAGGAGCAGUGCAAGGGGAACGAGAGACAAAAAUCCAGUUUCCAGAGGCUGCUGCUGGAGAAUAAGAAGCGCCUGAUUCCACUGCAGCUGGAAAUCCAGAAGAUAAUUGAGAAGGUAAUCUGGAACCUGCGGAAUAUUUUAGGACAGAGCCUAUCUGGUGUCAUAGGGACGCGGGUGGCGCUGUGGGUUAAACCACAGAGCCUAGGACUUGCCAAUCAGAAGGUCGGCGGUUCGAAUCCCCGCGACGGGGUGAGCUCCUGUUGCUCGGUCCCUGCUCCUGCCAACCUAGCAGUUCGAAAGCACGUCAAAGUGCAAGUAGAUAAAUAGGUACCGCUCUGGCGGGAAGGUAAACGGCGUUUCCGUGCGCUGGUUCACCAGAAGCAACUUAGUCAUGCUGGCCACAUGACCCGGAAGCUGUACGCCGGCUCCCUCGGCCAAUAAAGCGAGAUGAGCGCCGCAACCCCAGAGUCGGCCAUGACUGGACCUAAUGGUCAGGGGUCCCUUUACCUUAUAUCUGGUGUCAGGAGUUUUCAAGUUGUCGUCCCUGCAUGCUGCUCCACAAACAGUGGAUUCUGGUGGCAAUUGGCUUGGUAAACCUAUAAAUGUUCAUUUGUGUGAGAUGCUGAACAGGCAACUCUGGACUGCCAUGCCAUGGCCCUGCAACUCUUCUACUUUGUCCUUAUGGCAAAGAUGGAGGGGAGUAUCUUCAUGGUCACUGUGGAGACUCAGGAAUCAGUCUCUUUCCUGGCAGUGACUUUUGUCUCAAGAACGCACUGUCAAGUCUCUGCUCUUUGAUUCUAUGCAUAUUUAUUUACUUGGAAGUAAGUUCCACUAACUUAUGCACGGGGCUUACUCCCUGGUAUGUGUGCUUAGGUCUGCAGACAGUGUAAAGUGCAUGACUUAAUACAAAUUGGAUCUACUUUCCCUCAAACCUGAAGCUGGUGUCAGGAGGACUUCUGUCUUACGCAGUCUUUGCCUCUGGACAAAUACAGAAGCCAGUUUAUUUCUACCUGCAGAUUCGGUCUAGGAAUGGAGAGGCAAACCGAGACCCAUGUCUUCUAGUCAUUCCAUGUCACUGCUCCAGGUCUGGGGACAGAUGUUGCUGGGCUCCCAACUCCCAUCAGCCCCAGAAAGUAUGAAAAUAGUUGGGGGUUGUGAGAGUUGUCCAGAAACAUCUGGAGGGUCAUGGAUUCUCCAGACCUGCUUAGCUCCCAAUUGCCUGUUAUUUCCAUAUCCCUACCCAAAACACUGGGAGAUGUUCAUUUUAAGUUGUUAAAAAAGGCACUACAUCGUGAAAAUGGGUGGCUUGGAUCCCUUUUCCAAGAAUAUGAUCAAAGAGGGAACAUUCAAAUGUGUUUCCCACUCCCAACUGUUUUGUUGUUGUUUAUAUGAGGCAGUCUAGGAAGGCUAUACUAUAUGCCUUCUCCAUAUGUUUAGAUCAGCUAUAAGCCAUUUGCAGAAGUGUCUCUGGCAAAUCUACUGUACCUUUAAAGCACAUGGCACCCCCCAAAGCAUCCUUUAAACUGUAGUUCAAUGUGGUGGGAAUUGUAGUGGUGAGGGAUGAAUUAGUUUCCAGCAUACUGUGGUGAGGCGGGGGGGGGGGCAUGUCACCUCUGAGACAUGUAUCUUUGUUUGAGAAUUUUUCAAUUUUUAAAAAAGUAAAGGGGGGGGGAGAGUAAAAAGGCACCCAACAAAGUGUCACUGUUGUCGUCCUGGAAAUCUGUUCAAAGUCUCUGCAACUUACCUAAAAGUUUUUCUUUAUGUGCUGUUUUGUUUAAUUUUUUUUGAUAAAUCGUCUUAAGACUGGGGAAGGGAACGAGAAUGAAAUAAAUUGAAUGUUUGCUUUUCUUACUAUUGUGCUUCUUUUGUCUCUUUCAGACCAAUAAUUGCCUAGAAAAGAAGGAACCAACACCCACAGCCGUUUCCAGCAACUGA